Molecule: messenger RNA, 2296 nt
Organism: Xenopus laevis (African clawed frog)
Lineage: Eukaryota; Metazoa; Chordata; Amphibia; Anura; Pipidae
Gene: pla2g1bl.L
Product: phospholipase A2 group IB like L homeolog
Exons: 4
Coding region: 1590-2054 (154 amino acids)
Biological process (GO): arachidonate secretion; phospholipid metabolic process; lipid catabolic process
Cellular component (GO): extracellular region
Molecular function (GO): A2-type glycerophospholipase activity; signaling receptor binding; calcium ion binding
Source: RefSeq, a predicted model, not a curated record
GCCUGAGUAUCUGAGCCACUUCCGCCUGUGUGCACUCAAAUGCAGUGUAGCGGAAGCAUAUGUCACAAAUACACAAAAGAAGGUAUCUUCGGACUGACCUCAGCUCCACACAUUUGUGUGUGAGGGGUACGCAUGUGGAAGCAGAACAGAUAAAUGGAGAAGGGGCACAAGUUUGAGCUUACAGCUCCGUAUGCCCAUAACUGAAGAGAAAAUAGCUAACAGGAGUGACAGAGUUAAAUUAUUUCAUAGCAAAAAGAUUUAACAGAAACCAAUUGCUCCAAACAACAUGGUUUCACAGCCAUAUAGAAAUUACCAGAAGAUUAAAGGGCUCUCUUCUGACUGGCCUAAGACCAACACACUUUCUUUUUUUUAAAUGCUUUUAUUUUGAUUCAAAACAUAAACAUUUGGUUGUAUGCACAAAACUCCAUUCAAAUUAGAAGCAAAGUGUGAGAAGUAGAGGGGAAGGAAUAGUCACUUUAUAGUUCCAACAACAUUGGUUAAUACACUGUUUGACUAGAGUACCUUGGGACUGUUAGUGUCAGAGUUUAAUAUCCAGAGUAGCCAAAUGUCUAUAAAUUUGUCCUGACAUCCCCAGGCUAUAUAAGCUUCUUUAUAAAAUGGUAAAGCUGUGUUGACCAGUGCUUUACAUGCCUCUAUGGUAGGUGCAGCCGGUCUAUUCCAUUUGAGUAAAGUAAUUUUUUUUGCAUAAUAUAAAAGAGUCUGGAGAAACACUCUGCUUUUCUUGGAGAAGACAAUUCCCGUGGUUAGCCCCAGUAAUGCAGCAGAUGAGGUAGGUUCAAUUGGCAGUACCAUAACUUUAGAAAUGAAGGUGAAAACUUGUAUCCAAUAGUCCUGGAUCUCAGCAUAGGACCACUUUAUGUGGUACCAAUUUCCAGGGCCUCUUCCGCAGACACUUGCUAUCAGACCACAUUGAACAUUGAGAAAUUUGUAUUGUAACUGCAGUAGAGCAUCAAUAAUAACGACAGUAACUGCUGCUUGGUUACCUAGUUACAGAAAGGUGAAGGGGCUAAAGGAACUGUAAAAACCAUGUGCCACCCACCAAUCCUUCUGAAUUCAGCACUAACAAUGCUAUAUUCAGAGCAUAGUUAUCUGUUUGAGCUCCAUUUUAGUGGACUGUGUUGCCUGUGCAACUUGUGAUGCUACAUUCAAAGUGAAAAAUUUGUACUUUGCUCCUGACUUCUUGAGGCCUAAUGUUACUUUUGUCACUUUUUAAUGUCAAAGAGUAAUCAAUACUAUAAUAAAAUUCACAGGAUACUGAACUAUGUAUUAUAAUGUAUGAUAAACAGAUAUUUUUUGCAGAUUGGCCAAAAAAAAAAUUACUUUUGCAAACAUUUGUCAGCUACACCCUGACCUCAUUGCUCUUUCUGGAUAAACAGAAACAAUUGCAAAAUUUCUGGCAAGAGGUACCUAAUGUUGUCCUGAUAACGCCUGCCGGGUGUAUCCACUUACAUCUGUGACUUGGAUUUCCUUGCCUGCACACACCCUGAUCUCUAGGUACAGUAUGUAUAAAAGCAAGCAGCUUGGUAUAAGUUUAAUGAAUCCUGAGAGGCACCUCUUAUACUAAGAUCAUGAGAUCCAGGACAGUCUUGGCUCUGCUCCUGACUGUACAUUUUUUUGCUUUAGUCUCCAGUGCCUUGACUCACCGACAGUCAAGGAAUCUUGCUCAGUUCAGCAAUAUAAUCAAAUGUGCAAUCCCUGGAAGCCGACCACUGCUUGAAUUUAAUAAUUAUGGCUGCUACUGUGGACUAGGGGGAUCUGGUACUCCUGUGGAUGAACUUGACAAAUGCUGUCAGAUUCAUGAUAACUGCUAUGACAAAGCCAAACACAUGAACUGUAUUCCAGUCCUGCAAAACCCAUACACAGAGACCUAUUCUUACACCUGCACUGACAACAACAUGAUCUCUUGUGACAAGAACAACAGUGAAUGUGACAUGCACAUCUGUAAUUGUGACCUGAAUGCUGCUCUCUGCUUUUCUCGGGCAUCAUACAGUAAGAAACACAAGAACCUGAACAAGGACAAACACUGCCAGUAAUGGAGUAAGAGCACUUGUAGCACUACUGCUACCAACUGAGUGACCAUACGUAAUACUGAAACAUGCAUACUGGCUGGUCACAAGUGACUUAUUUAUUAGUAGUAUCAUGUGAUCAUCAGUGUCAGUGUUAUUAUUUUCAUAACAGUGCUUUACUAAAUCAUUUUAAUAAUAACAAUAAUUAUUUUGUAAUUUUCAUAGUGUUGGUCUUUAUACCAUUCAUAGAAUAAACAUAUUGUUUUAAA